AUGAGCCCAACACCGAUAGCCCUUGGCUACGAUCUCCCGACAACCACCUCUACAGCCUACCUGGUUCUUUUCCGGAGCCAGGUCGAAGGCCACUCGUCCAUUUUCGACCUGGCAGACCAAGAUCCGACAGACUCUCCCUCCCCUAUCGCCUCCGACCACCCCGAUUCCCCUAGCACCACUAGCUCUGCAUCGUUCAAUAUCGAAGAUCUCAUUUCAGACCCGUAUCCUCUCACAGAAGAAGAGCAAAGUUUCUCCCAAUAUACCGGAUAUUCCCCUCCUCUACAUCCUACCUCCAACGGUAACGGGGUUAGUACAAAUCAGGUGUCCGAGAUUACGCUGACUCCAGCUCAUAACCCCCGCCGCCGCCGCCGUCGACGCCGCUCCGAGGGUUCGUCUUCGUCUUCGUCGUCUUCUGUAUCAGAAUCCUCGGAAACUGGUGUGCGAAGCUCUGCCCGCCCUCCGCUAGCCACCGACGUUUCUUCUGCGGGUACCCGCGGAACACAACGGUCAACAGCAGGCCGAGCAGAAGGCCUUCCACCCUCCCCCAAGCGCAGGCGUUUGGAAAACAUGCGGCCCAAUAAUGGAGACUCUACGAGGACUGCAAAUGGACGGCCAGAUGCAUCGAACGGAUUGUUGUCUACGUCAUCGAUGCGGGGGAAGAGCUCGUUGAAGGGGAAAUCGAACAACAGCCAUCUGAACAACGGGCAGUCAAACAACACUAACGGGUCGGCGGCGAAAUCAUCAGCUCUAUCUUCGUCGUAUUUUGGUCAUGACCGGGAGGAAGUCACCAGGAUCUUGAUACAGGGGCUCUAUGAUCUGGGCUACAGCGGGGCUGCAAGUGCUCUUAGUAGGGAGAGCGGAUAUGAGUUGGAAUCUCCCGCCGUGGUGGCUUUUAGGAAUGCAGUGCUUGAUGGACAAUGGGCUGAAGCGGAACAUUUACUUCUGGAGUCCUUUGAAGAGGGUCAUGAGGGAACCGAUGGAGAAUACGAAUCUCCAUCGUCGUGGGGCAAGCUGGCUCUUGCCGAGACUGCAGACAAGAAUGAAAUGCUUUUCCUAUUGCGACAACAGAAAUUCUUGGAAUUACUAGAGGCUCGAGAUUUGGGUGCGGCUUUGAUGGUUCUUCGGCAAGAGUUGACUCCGUUAAAUCAUAAUAUCCCGCAACUUCAUGCUCUGUCGAGUCUGUUGAUGAGCCCGGUCGAGCAUCUCCGGGAAUUGUCAGGCUCGAAUGGAUCGAUUGCUUUAUCGCGAGAACUGUUACUUUCUGAUUUGUCCACUUUUAUUUCUCCGGCAGUAAUGAUUCCAGAUCAUCGGCUUGCUUCUCUUCUGAACCAAGUGAAGAGCAAUUGGGUCAAUCAAUGCUUAUUCCACAACACUGCACAAUCGCCAUCGUUAUAUUCUGAUCACAUGUGCGACCGCAACGCAUUCCCUCGCCACAACACGAUGCAAUUAACGAGGCAUUCAAAUGAAGUCUGGUAUGUUGAGUUUUCCCACGAUGGGACGAAGCUCGUUACAACCAGCAAGGAUAAAUCCGUUAUCAUCUACGAUGCUACAGACAAGUUUUCAGUGAUUCACAAAUUCUAUGAACAUCAUGACGCUGUGGUAUUUGCUACCUGGAGCCCAGAUGACUCUAAGAUCAUCACAUGUUCGCAGGACAAGACGGCCAAGGUCUGGGAUGUUCAGACCGGCCGCUGUUUUAUGACGAUUGAGCACCACACCGAUAUAGUUACUUCUGCUGCAUGGGCUCCGGAUGGCGAGACGUUUGUUACUGCGUCCAUGGACAAUAAGGCGCCGCUCUGUUACUGGGGAUUACGGUCUAGAAAUCCAAUACAUGUGUGGCGGGGUGGAUUCCGAGCACAAGACUGCGCCAUCACACCGGACGGAACUCGACUAGUCGCAUCCGAUAAUGAAGACAAGCUGUAUGUGUAUGAUCUUGCGUCACGCGCAGAGGAAUUCUGCCUUUCUCUCAAAAAUCAUAUCACUUCAGUCAGCGUCAGCCACGACUCCAGAUAUGUUUUGUUGAAUCUCCGAAAUAAUCAAAUACAACUUAUGGAUAUAGAGACGACAGAGGUUGUUCGUCGCUUUGAUGGCCAGAAACAGGGAGAGUGGGUUAUUCGAAGCCGUUUCGGCGGUGCUGGCGAGAACUUUGUCGUCAGUGGAAGCGAGGACUCUCAGAUUUAUAUCUGGCAUAGAGAGAACGGGGCCCUUGUGGAAGUAUUGGACGGACACACAAAAGGAUGUGUCAAUGCAAUAUCUUGGAAUCCGAAGAAUCCUUGCAUGUUUGCAUCGGCCGGUGACGACUGUGUUGUGCGGAUAUGGACACGAGAUAACCCCAGCGAAGACAGCUCAAACAAAGGUCGACUUUCAAAGACCUCGGAUUUCACGCGGAUAAGCGCUCUUCGAUCAACGACAAGCUAACUCUAAUUACUAAGACGGCGGUGGAAUCAAAAUGAUGCCGAGUAUACAACUGGCGAAAUUUAUCAUGUUUUUGGCCGAGUUGAUAUUUCUUUCUCAUAUUAUUCAAUAGCAUCAUCAUCAAUGGAGAUGAAUCUCCUCACAUAUAUUGAUUUUUAUCCCUCUGCUUAUACAUGGCAUCAUGGAUUAGGUUGCUCCCUAUUCUUGAUUUUAUCUAUUAUAUCACCCAGCAUUGAUGCGGCAAGUUUGUCUGAUAUCUUAUUCUGCGUUGGUGCCGCCUCAUGCUUGCUUCAGUGUUUUCAAGGCUUUUUUACUCAUCCAUGGAUCUUUCAACAUUUGCACGGAUCGGCUAGGUAGAAUGGCGCUACAGAGAUAUUCCCACAUAGCUAGAAUUGAUUCUAUCACAUC
Talaromyces stipitatus ATCC 10500 is the source of this 2820-nucleotide messenger RNA. Its product is annotated as catabolite degradation protein, putative. The record is from RefSeq and is a predicted model, not a curated record. Bases 1 to 2415 code for a protein of 804 amino acids. NCBI's taxonomy places the organism in Eukaryota, Fungi, Ascomycota, Eurotiomycetes, Eurotiales, Trichocomaceae. The transcript is spliced from 7 exons. Gene Ontology annotation, molecular function: protein binding. Gene Ontology annotation, biological process: proteasome-mediated ubiquitin-dependent protein catabolic process. Gene Ontology annotation, cellular component: GID complex.